AUUACAAGUUCAUUCAGUUUUUGUUUUGUCUUAUUAAAUUAAGUAUAGAGAUUUGGCACUGAUUGAUCUAAGCUGCUUCAUUUUCCAAAGUCAAUUACUGUGUUAGCUGCAUAACAUUUUGAUGCAUUCUGCAAUUUAAACCUUAAUUCAAUUCCUUAAGUGGAAUUGCACUUUAUGGGGCUCCGUUAUUUACCUUCCACUACAACGCUUAGAUACUUAUUCUGCAUAACAUUAUAAUUCAUUAACAUCUUGUUUACCAAUUCCAAGAGUUGAUGAUUUAACAAUUGAAAAAUGAAAAUUGCAUCUGUUGCAAUUCAAAGAGAGGUUAGGUUGUUAAGCAAUAAAGCUCUUAAGCCAAGAAGAUGAGUGAGUGGCUCAGUAGAAAUAUCAGAGACAUGGAAACAGCGCGCACGUUCCUCUCAUAACAUAUCAUAUCUUAGAGUACUUGUUUUUCCUUUCCCCUUAAUUAAUUAGGAUAAAAUGGUACCUACCUGUUCGAGGAAUGAAUAAAUAUAUGUCCUUCCUUAGAUAUCUUGUGAUGCUCCAUAAAUACGCUCAUUUCCAUGCUCUUGUCCCCUCUUUCCCUUGAUCACAGCACAAUUAAGGGACUAUUCAGUAUUCACAAAGAUUUCCUUAACAAGUGUUUUCACAUUAUAUGAUCAUGGGAAACCAAAAAUUACCUGCAUGGUUGGAAGCUCUUUACACAGAAACUUUCUUUGUGGGGUGCUCUGAACAUGAGAAUGCAAAAAAGAAUGAGAAGAACAUAUGCUGCUUAGAUUGUUGCACCAGUAUUUGCCCUCACUGUUUGCCAUCCCAUCGCUUCCACAGGCUUCUUCAGGUUCGUCGUUAUGUUUAUCAUGAUGUUGUCAGAUUGGAAGAUCUUCACAAACUCAUAGACUGCUCUAACGUACAGCCAUAUACCAUCAAUGGUGCCAAGGUUGUGUUCAUCAAGAAGAGACCUCAAAAUCGCCAAUUCAAAGGGUCUGCAAGCUACUGUACUUCCUGUGAUAGAACUCUCCAACAACCAUUUAUACACUGCUCUCUAGGAUGCAAGGUGGAUUUUGUGGUGAAACACGACAAGGACCUAUCUCCCUAUUUGAGAAAAUGCAACUCCUUGCAGCUAAGUCCUGACUUCCUAUUCCCACAAGAGAUGGAGGAUGAUGAAGAGGUCAUGAGUGGUUCAAGCAAUAAUGUGAAGUGUGGCGAUGAGGAAUUAAUGAGCUCAUCAUCUUCAGAGAACAUGAGCCUGGCUUUCACAGAGAAUAAGAUUGUUAGAAAGAAGAGGAGUGGGUGGAAGAAUGCGUGUGCAAGAUUAAUGACCAACAAGGUUUCUGAGGAAGAAGACAUGGAUACCAGCUGCAUGAGUAGAAGGAAAGGCAUCCCUCAAAGAUCUCCACUGAGUUAGCUAUCUCUUACCAACAUCGAUCAAAUAAAGUUAAACCAAAAGGAAGUUUAGCUACAAACUAGUGUUCAAUUCUUUGAAUUAUUAAUAUGAUAUGUAUUUUUGACUGAGGUGGUGGAAUUAUUCAAAAUUCUCCCCUCCCCUCGAAAUUGAAGUAUUUUAGUCUAAUUAAUCACAAGAGCCUUUGUCUUGUCGA
Messenger RNA from Lotus japonicus, 1598 nucleotides. Its product is annotated as protein RGF1 INDUCIBLE TRANSCRIPTION FACTOR 1-like. Lineage: Eukaryota; Viridiplantae; Streptophyta; Magnoliopsida; Fabales; Fabaceae. The transcript has 4 exons. The record is from RefSeq and is a predicted model, not a curated record. The coding region runs from base 656 to 1405 and encodes 249 amino acids.